CACAAGAGGGACGGGCAGAGAGAGAGCUUGUGCUGUCAGCGCAGAGCCUGAUGCAGGACAAGGGGGCUCCAUCCAGUGAAUUGACCUGAACCAAAAUCAAGAGUUGAAGCUGAAUGGACUGAGCCACUACGGAGCCAUCCAGGCGCCCCAAGAACCACUAUUUAAAUACUUUUGUAACAGGGUGGAGCAUAAGGAUUUGCCAUGGCUUUCUUUGCUGGGCUCUGGUGCCCCUUCACCCGUGCAGGCAGAGCCCUCAGCCAGCGCAGUUUCAGCACCACUGGGAGCCUCGAUGCAAUUCAGAAGAUGACUCGCGUACGUGUGGUGGACAACAGUGCCCUGGGGAACACCCCAUACCAUCGCCCUCCUCGUUGCAUCCAUGUCUAUAACAAGAGUGGGGUGGGCAAGGUGGGUGACCGGAUACUGCUGGCCAUCAAGGGACAGAAGAAAAAGGCACUCAUUGUGGGCCAUCGCAUGCCUGGUCCCCGGAUGACCCCCAGGUUUGACUCUAACAAUGUGGUCCUCAUUGAGGACAAUGGGAACCCUGUGGGGACCCGAAUUAAGACACCCAUCCCCACCAGCCUGCGCCAGAGGGAAGGUGAAUUUUCCAAAGUGCUGGCCAUUGCUCAGAACUUUGUGUGAGCAGUGGCCAGGCCACUGGCUGCACUGAGACUCAUGGGAGGGAACUCGGGGCCUCAUGCCAGGGAACAGUGUCCUGUGAAAAAAUAAACCUUUUCCUGUGUGUUCCUUCCUGA
Messenger RNA from Lynx canadensis (Canada lynx), 752 nucleotides. It is a transcript of the gene MRPL14, whose product is annotated as mitochondrial ribosomal protein L14. The record is from RefSeq and is a predicted model, not a curated record. Lineage: Eukaryota; Metazoa; Chordata; Mammalia; Carnivora; Felidae. Gene Ontology annotation, biological process: translation. Gene Ontology annotation, molecular function: structural constituent of ribosome. Bases 202 to 639 code for a protein of 145 amino acids. Gene Ontology annotation, cellular component: mitochondrion; ribosome. The transcript is spliced from 3 exons.